UUCAGUGCCGCGACACGCUCUCAGACGCCAUGGGGAUCUACCGCGCAUUGACGGUGACUGUCCUGGGCCUCGUAAUUUGUGCCAGCCUAGCAUCAGCUGGACAUCUCGUCGCCUACGCACCCACCUACGUGAAGCCCGCCAACUAUGCGCACCAGGCCUACCGGUUCAACUACGGCGUGCGUGACCUCAGCACGGGAGACCUCAAGUCCCAGUGGGAGGCUCGUGAGGGAGGCAUUGUCAAGGGCAGCUACAGCGUGCUGGACGCCGACGGGUCGGUGCGCACCGUGAGCUACACGGCGGACGACGUGAACGGCUUCAACGCGGUGGUCACCAAGUCGAACCCCGGCGCGCACCCGCCCGCGGUGCCUCCUGUGCUCGUGCAGAAGCCUGUCGUCGUGGCCAAACCCCUGCCGCCCCCCGUGGUGGUCGUCACGCGGCCGCCCCCGCCGCCACCCACUACGGUGCUCGUCACCCCCAGGCCGCAGCCGCCCGUCAUAGUGAGUGUGGCGAAGCCCGUGCUGCCAGCAUAUGUGCCGCGGCCGACCGUCGUCGUGCCCGCUGCGCAGCGGCCGUCGCUGACCAAUCAGGGGCCGGUGCUCUUCCCACCGAACGCUGAGGACGCGCAGCAGCAGCCGGCGCGCCCUGCCGGCGUCAGCUCGGCGCAGCAGCAGCAGCUGCUCUUGCAGCAGCUGUACGAACAGCAGCAGCAGCAACAGCAGCAGCAGUACCCACAGCAGAGCUACGGAUACGGCUACAGUGCCUACUGAGGACUCUCUGACCUGACCACCGCUGCUGACGUACACCAUGACUGGCUUUGACUACCUACUCUGCUCCCUUGACACCUGCUGCUACUGCUAUAACUGUGUGACUUUCAGCAACAGGUCCCCUACUAGCCUCCACUGGACUUAGGAGGGGUACAUAUGACCAUAAUAACGACUGAGGAUUCUGCAGAGAAGCAGAAAUGCUAGACACAACAGUACAACGAAAUCAUCCGUCAGCUGUCCAUGCGUUAUCCAACCUCCCUUUCUCUCACUAAACUAACUUCACUCAUUCCACAAUCCCUGCACCCGGAGAUGUCGACAGCAGACCUUUAGGCACCUGUGUUACAGCCUCGCCUAAACUACUAACACUGCCCCAUUUACCAAAUUGACGGUGUGAUGGUUGAUAUCUGUCUGAAGGACUACUCGUGUUGCACAUGUACACAGGACACUUUUAUUUUACCGUUCCUGUCUGCCCUCUGACAUCAGACAUCUUGUGGCGCACCCAUAUUAAACACCUAAAGCCUGUGAAUCAGACCACCAAUUAAUUCUGUCUGUUCUUCAGUGCUUCUUCUCAGCUUAGUUCAUUUUUCUUCUAGUGAUCUGAAAUCGUUGAUGAAUUGUUGAAACAGCUCACAAAAGUUGCUCACUAGCAUGUCCUAAGCCCAUAAUCAGUGAUGUGAAAUUGUUGAUGAAUUGUUGAAACAGCUCACAAAAUUUAUUUACUAGCGUACUCCAUGCUGAGAGCUACACCAAACGUACUGUGUGGCGAAAUAAAUCAAGGUAUUAACGCAAUUCUACAUUUAGCUGUACAAAUAGGCGAACUGUCAUCUUCAUUUCAGUUCGCCAGCAUCAUUAAUCUUCCACACUACCUGCUUCGCUCUCAAAGAGAUAUUUUGAGUGAGUACGCUUAUUAAAUUUCCUGCAGCCAAACUCUAGAUUCACAAUCUAGAUUCACAAUCUAGAUUUCUCCAGCAGAACUAAUAUUUCCCCCCAGAUCACAUCUAUCACAAAUUGGUUACCACAGGAUUGAAAACUGAUGUCAGCAGAUCACCUCUUACGAAUUUGGAUCAGUCAUUAUUCAAGGUUCACAUGUAACAACACAGAUAUUUCGAAAUUAUUGAUAGGUUUAGAAAAUUUCUCAAUCAGCGGGAGAGCUGUGUGACUAAAUUACCUUAAGGACACAGACGAUAUGUUUUAGGUCAAAACUUAAGAAUGUACAAUACAAUGAAACAAUCAGGUCGUGUACACGUGUUUAUUCUCACAAGAUCCAACGAUAAGCCACUUGCUUCUCCGUAGUGGUUAGCUGCACCAGCUUCCCGAAACAAUCUGGACUUAUUGUUCGUUUACAGGCGGCAGUGGGCUGUGUCACAAUCAGCUAUAUAUGUGUGUCUGAAAUCCAUAUAAUGAUAGAUUCAGAAACGGAAGUAGAAAUCAAUGGUGAGCCAACUUAUAACGUCACACAGUAAGAGAGUUUCCUUGCCUGACAAUAUAAGCUUGUAACUAUCCCUUACCCAGAAAGAAAAGUUUCCUAUCCGACAAUGGACUUUUCACCAGAGGACAUAUUCAGAGCUUCACAUUCGGCCUUUUUAUCAGUGCAUAUUAUACGUCCAAGAAGAACAUGUUGCUGCAAUGAAAGCAGUUCGAGACAGCAUGGGCAUUAAUCAGCUGCUGUUCCAUUCAAACUAUUAACUUAACACUCUCCACAUUGACAGCUGACGUACAUCACUCAAAAGACAUUUGUAAUCGUCGCCAAAGACGACAGUGAAGAAAGCAUCUUCUUCACAGUCAUCUCCAUCAUGUGCAAUAUUAACAAAUGUGCUACUCAUGGAAA
Molecule: messenger RNA, 2592 nt
Organism: Schistocerca serialis cubense
Lineage: Eukaryota; Metazoa; Arthropoda; Insecta; Orthoptera; Acrididae
Product: cuticle protein 19.8-like
Exons: 5
Coding region: 30-767 (245 amino acids)
Cellular component (GO): extracellular matrix
Source: RefSeq, a predicted model, not a curated record